This is a messenger RNA of Priapulus caudatus, 3379 nucleotides long. RefSeq names its product macro domain-containing protein mll7730-like. The record is from RefSeq and is a predicted model, not a curated record. The coding region runs from base 315 to 1037 and encodes 240 amino acids. Gene Ontology annotation, cellular component: nucleoplasm. Gene Ontology annotation, molecular function: ADP-ribosylglutamate-[protein] hydrolase activity. The transcript is spliced from 3 exons. Lineage: Eukaryota; Metazoa; Priapulida; Priapulimorpha; Priapulimorphida; Priapulidae. Gene Ontology annotation, biological process: DNA damage response; purine nucleoside metabolic process; peptidyl-glutamate ADP-deribosylation.
AGUGCCACAGACUAAAGGAUACAUCCGGUUAUCAGAUAACGGAUGUAUCCUUUAGUCUGUGAUAGUGCUAGGUGCUAGCAUUGUGGAUCCUGAUUUUUUCCUAGACGGGUACCUUCUCCUAUCACUUCAUUCGAGACUGACAAGAGGUUUCGACUUGUCUAACCAAUGACUCGCGAAUAGAGAAAGGGAACUCGUCUACUUAUCCCCAUCUACGAACGGUGCAGCUACCUGUUGGCUCGUAAAAGCAUAAUAAUGUAAAUACGCAGUCUGCUACGAGAACCUGAGCGAGAACGUACGUACUUGUCGCAACUAAAAUGAAGACCGCCAUCAUCAAAACCGCAUCGGCGACGCUGUCCCAGAAGAAGGCGCAGUACAGCUGCGGCACGGCGUUCAAGACGCUCGCCGACAUCCCGACGUGGCCGGCGUACGCGAAAGAAAACAGCUAUUACCUCCAGAAAGUCGCGCUCGCCGAACCGCCGAAGUUUUCCGUCGCCGCCGACCUCAACGACAGGGUGUCCGUCUUCCGCGGCGACAUCACGACGCUCGAGGUCGGCGCGAUCGUCAACGCCGCCAACGCGUCGCUGAUGGGCGGCGGCGGCGUCGACGGCGCGAUACACCGGGCGGCCGGUCGCGAGCUGAAGGCGGAGUGCGCGACUUUGAACGGCUGCGCGACGGGGGAUGCGAAGAUGACCGGCGGCCACCGGCUGCCGGCCGAGCGCGUGCUGCACACCGUCGGUCCGAUUGGCGAGCACGCCGACAAGCUGGAGUCGUGCUACGCGACGUGCCUCGGCCUCGCUCGAGACGCCGGCGCGCGCAGCAUCGCCUUCCCGUGCAUCUCGACGGGCGUCUACGGAUACCCGAACAAGAAGGCGGCGGUGGUCGCCGUGGCGACGGUGCGCGGCUUCCUCGAUCGGCACCCGGACGCGUUCGACAGGGUCAUCUUCUGCCUCUUCCUUUCCGUCGACGUGGAGAUCUACUCGCAGCUGCUGCCGAUCUAUUUUCCGCUGGGGGACGGCGAGGAGGUGAAGAAAGAUUGAGCCUGAUGAGGGGCUUUUGGGAAUCAAGUCUGUGUGAGCGAGGUAACUCCGCUAGAUGUUGCUGCUAGAUCGGUCAAGCUCGGGGUCGUCGCCAGGGAUUGACUAAUGUUGAAGCCCAGUCAUGAAGGCGCGAAGCACCGUAAAGGAGGAGAGUGUGUGAGGGGGGCCUCUCCCAAAAAUUGUUGUACAUGGAAUUCAGGGCGCGACAAACCCGCUUGCCCGGGGCAACCAAAAUUUGCCCCCGGGCAAGUAGCUUGAAAUUGCACUUGCCCGUUCGGGCAAGCAAGUUUUUUUGGUUGAAUGUCUAGUCUAGCCAUAAUGAUAUUUUUUUGUUUCCACUCGUCCCUUGCAUUGUUUUGCACAGACCAACCAACAUCGCGCUGCCUUGCUGCAAAGAGAUUUGAAUGAAAAAACAAUGCGAAUGAAACAAUCGGUGGAUACAGUGAUAUACACAAUAUGUACAGAGUAACGUGUAAACCCGGCCCCUAGGCCAGGCAUAGUUGUUACCUGAUCAGCGUAUAUUUCAAAUGUUUGCCCCUCUACUAUAUACACUAUAUGCUAUAUACUAUAUAGCAUGCACUGCUAUAUUCUCUGCGCUUACGAUCCAGCCCCAAAUAAACGUUAUUUUAUUCAUUUAUUGUGAGUGUGGUGGGUUAUUGAUAAUAAACUGACACUUAAAAAAAAUUUCAAAAUUAAAAACAAACUGCGUGCUGUGUCCCAACAUAAAUAUACUUUGUAUACAAACUCGUAUCAGCUGUUCAGGUGUCGUUAAGUGAAAUGCUGAAUGUUGACUAGUUGGACCUUCAUUUACGUUAUUUACCAUUUAAAUUCAUCUUGUAAUUUUUUUUAUGUAUUUCUUUAUGUUUUUCGGGCAAGUGACUUUUGCCUCCGGGCAACCAGUUUCGUAACCCUGUCGGGCAAGUGGAUAAAAAAUAUUUGUAGCACCCUGGGAAUGAAUGCUACAUGGGAAAUGGUGUACGUUGGCGAGUUUUAAAAUGAAAUUUUAACAUUUGAAACAUGAUAAAAAGUACGUCGAUUGCAACUGUUUCAUUUCACAAUUUAAAAAAAAGGAAAUAUCGGGAACAUCCGGAAAUGAUGUUGAAGCCCGAGCUUGCGGGCCUAAGUCUGGCGACAUGCCUUAAGCUAACCCAGACUGUACGUGUGUCUCGCGCACGUGCAAGUCGGAAUGCCCACUUUGGGGCACUUCGUUGACAAGCGUUGUGUUUUAGAACAUUGUAUUACGACAGUGAUUAACUAUAGAGGUGCCUGUCAAUUAGGCUAAUUGGUUAAUUGCUGUCUUUCAGGCAUGCACUUGUGAUUGAAAUAAUAACAUAUACAUAACGUAAAACAUGCAUGAUCAAUUAGAGAAGUAAAUGUGACAAAAAACUCCAGUAAGCCGAUUUCGCAUUUCGGAAUUGGGCGACCUUAUGGCUGCCAUUCUCUCUGCUUGUGUACAGCCAUCUCUGGUUGUGUGGUGCAGUGCUUGCAUCAUCAUUAUAAUUUGUACAAACGAUGUGAACGUCGGACAAUGAUGCCGUGCCCAUCGGGAAUGUUUUACAUCUUUUUUAUGAAGGUCAAAAACGUACUGCAUGGUAUCCAAAGUAAACGUGUUAUUACAGCAUGAGAGAUGUGUGCUUGGUAGAUUGAAGGCGUGACCUAGCUACGAAGUGAGGUUACCGAGUAUGUGUGGUCACGAUGCAAAAUGCACUCAUUUAUAUAGGUUUUCGCAAUGUAGUAAUGUUUUGUUUGAGGCAUUGCCAGUAAUACAUAUCUAUAGAUUUCGUAUGUACACUGCUGUUUUAGCGCACUUGACUUCAUGAGUUUUGUCAGAAUUUAUCUGCAUCAAAAGUAUGUAUGCAUGAAAAGAUAUCUCAAGGUCAAACGAUUCUUGAGAUGUGAAGUAGGUUUAUGAGGUAAAGAUAGGAGAAAAUCCUGUUUUUUGAGUCCGUGGGCUCUAAUAGUGAAGCAUAUGUGCUCUUAAAAUCUGUUGCUUUGGGUCUAGCAAAGGGACUCGCUGUUAUGCAUUCAAUUAAAAUUAUUUGCAUUUUGACAUGUGCGAGUGUAAUUUUUCAUGACAGUAGUGGUCAAGAGGAUCAGAGAUGUACUAUGCUAUAUUUAAAUAGCAUUGUAUAAAACCAGUACAUACAUAGAUCUAUGUUAUUGUCAAGUGGUUUUUCACGACUGGGAAUAGUAAAUAUUUCUGUAAUGAAGGCGAUGUUCCGAUUCCUUACUGUGCUUGUGUAAAUGUGCGAUGGUUUCCGCAAUGUGUUUCUACACAAAUAUUCUAUAUAACACAUUUAUAGGAAAAUUAAAUAAAAUGCAAGGAGACGACAGAUAUAUCU